AUGGCGUUUCAAAACAGCUGUAUCUUCCUCCUUUUGAUUUUUUCCUGUUUUGUAAGCGUGAAAGCAGUAGGAGAGGGAUCUGGAAAAUCAGAGAGCGCUUCGGGAAUUAAUCUGCCAUCGUUUACUUACGAGAUAAACAAGUAAGAUUUGUGAAGUUUGUCGCAGUAUGAAGUCUAAAUAAAUGCCUUUUCUAAGCUUGUUGGCUGUAUUUUUCGUAAACUUCCCCGAUUAAUUUUUCGUUUCAGCUUACUAAUCUAUACUAUUUCAAAGCAAUGUAAAGACAAAGACGGAGAAAACCAUGAGUCGGUCCUUUCAACAAUCGUAAACAAAGUGUUUGAACAAUCAGGUAUACGAGGUGUAAUAAUCAAUAGCCGCAUUUCAGAAGUCUUCAGAAAGAAAAUAUUCAGCCUUCAGAAAGCUGUCAAGAAAGCUAGUAAUCGUGGCGGAAGGCAAUUAAAUGCACUUCUUAGCAAUUUGGAAGCGGGCCCUCGGUAUCGAUUUAAGGUUUAUUACAACGAGGUUGAUGUGCAUCAGCUUAAAGAUGAGAACAGCCAGUUAAGGGGAGAAAAAAGAAAAUUAGAAGAAUCGUUGGUACAGGAGAAGGCAAAGCGAUUGCGAGUGGAUGAAAAAGCCCGAGAAGCUCUCGAGAAAGCUGAGAAGAAAGGGGCCUUCUACAAGAAAAAAUUUAUUCAAUUGGCCAAAAAAGUGAUUAAAAAUGGGAAAAAAGGUAGAGGCCCUGCUAAGAAGAAGUUUAAUGACUAUUCUAAGCACCAUCAAAAGAGAAUUAAAAACCAACUGAAGGACGAGUGCCAAACUACACUCUCUUUUCUUGGGCUGUACAAUUUUGUUGCAACCAAAAUUGAAGUCCUUAACACUGAGACUAAUCAAUAUGAAACUUUCAAUCUUGUUGGAGAGGGAGAGCUACCAUUUACAGAGUCUGACCCAAAGGCCCUUGAUAAUGAUGACAUUGAUAACAUAAAUAUGUGGCUCUACCUCAAAGACAAAUUCAAUAUUUCAAAUGAGGCCUGGCAUGAAAUUGCCAUUAAGGCUAAUGGUCUCCCCAAUACAUAUUCCAUCAAGAAGCGAAUUAAUGAGCUAAACAGUAAAUGGAACUUGAAACCAACACCAGGAGAUGCUGAAGGUGUUCAGUUAGGAUUUGCAGAAAGUUUGCAAGAGCACAUUGUUAGGCUUCAGAAGAAUGGAGAAAUCAAUGAUGGAGAAGCUAUUAAGAUCAAGCUUGGCGGUGAUGGUACAAAUAUUGGAAAGCGGCUUACAGUUGUCAACUUCACAUUUACUAUUCUCAAUGAAAAGGAUGUGGCAAUGGCUGAGAAGGGAAAUUAUGUACUUGCUGUUAUAAAAACUACAGAGACAUAUCAUAAUCUGAGAGACAGCCUAGCAGACCUUCAAAUGGAAAUGUCAAACUUAAAGGAGAUAAGUGCAAAUAAUUGCACCUAUAAAAUUGAAUACUUUUUUAGGUGGAGAUUUGAAAUUUUUAGCACUGGUAUGUGGUUUAGGCAGGGCAAAUGA
Molecule: messenger RNA, 1527 nt
Organism: Pocillopora meandrina
Lineage: Eukaryota; Metazoa; Cnidaria; Anthozoa; Scleractinia; Pocilloporidae
Source: the annotation of a GenBank genome assembly